This is a messenger RNA of Megalobrama amblycephala (Wuchang bream), 4189 nucleotides long. RefSeq lists its product as uncharacterized. NCBI's taxonomy places the organism in Eukaryota, Metazoa, Chordata, Actinopteri, Cypriniformes, Xenocyprididae. Bases 2513 to 4057 code for a protein of 514 amino acids. The record is from RefSeq and is a predicted model, not a curated record. The transcript has 11 exons.
CAUAUCGAUCUUAUCCAUCAAUGAUGAUGGUUAAACUUUGCAGUGUAUGGAUUUUGUGGAUAGCCACAUAUUCAAAUUGAAUUUUAUAAAUUGUUAUCAUCUCAUAUAUAUAGUUUUUUUUUUUUUUAUAAAUUGCAAACCCCCAUGACCCCAUGCCCAAGCCAUCACGUAAACGCGGUGAUGCCGCGCUAUUGCGCCAUUUUGCGACUCUUGGCGGUCUUUUUGGGGGAAUCAAUUUAUCAGGAGGCCUGCAGUGCACUUAGCCAGCUUCAACUGUGGUGAGUAUAUCUGGAAAUUUGAUUAUGUAUGAUGUAAAAGUGUUUAUUACACCCUAAUGAUAUUACAUGUAAUACAUCAACGUUAUUGAAAAGAAUACAUCGACGUGUUUGUAAGACGAUGGGUAAAGCUAAUUAAAUAGAAAAUGGGAUAUUCCUGAAAUAAAAAUCCACAUUAAGUCAUUACAGCCAUCUAACGUUAGCCCUGAAAAACAUUUUAAAUAAAGUUUAAACUUAAAACCGAGGGUUUUCAUUAUUAUAUUUGUUUGUUUUAACAAUUCUUCCGAUAAUGUAAGCUUCAUGAAAUUCGUUCGAUUUGAUGCUUUUUUCCUUUCUAUUUUUUCAAGCGCAUUAGUUAUGCAGAAUAUUCUGCUGUAACGUUCAAGUCGUUUAAUCCAAGACAUCCACUUCCAAUCAAACAUUUGAUUAAUUUUGGAGUAAGCUAUCUCCGUUAUAGCUGUCAGAUUUGUACACAUUCUCCUUUUUAAAAAAAAUACAUUUUAAGCAAAAACAGCUUUUUCUACUAAGAUCUAGUUUCAUAUUUAGGGUUCAAGUUUAUCACUGAGAUCUAUUAUUAGUAUUUGAUAUUGUGUGAUUUUAGAUGUUGUGGAGCUAUGAAAUAUGAGGUUAUAACAUUUGUUUUGUUUUUGCUUUGUUUUGCAUUUAUCUCCUUGCCAUGGUCUGAAGAAGCCAUAUCGUUGUAAGAACAUUUUGCAUGUCUUAUCUUAAACGUUGGGGAAAAAUUCGCUCAGAAGCUGCUAAAAUUGCACUGGAAUGUACUAGCGAAGAUGAUAGCCAUGACAAUUUGGAUAAUCCAAAUGAGUGUGAUGUAAAUGGUGGUGAAAAUUUGGCAGCAGAGGAAAACAGUACUUCACAGGAAUCAGAUGAACUUGGUGAUACAGAUUCAGAUUUUGGAUACAAAGAUUAUGUGUCAACUGAUUCUGAACAAGGUGUAGAAUCUGCAAAAGAGGAUGAAGUAACCUUUCAAGAAAAGCUUGCUUCCUGGGCUACAAGAAGUAAAUGUGGAAGAAGCCAAAUUAAUGAAUUGCUUGGUAUUUUGAAGGAUGAAGGUUUAGAAGUACCGAAGGAUUCUAGGACAUUAUUGAAAACACCUCGUCAAAUCCAGAUAGAAGACAGGUGUGGUGGACAGUAUGCCUACUUUGGCAUUGAAUGCUCUGUUGUGAAAAUUCUUGAUCGGAACAUCAAGUAUUUAGAAAGUUCAAACUCUGUGGACCUGUUAGUGAACAUAGAUGGAAUCCCUCUUUUCAAGUCAUCUAAUUCCCAGUUAUGGCCAAUCAUCUGUCGUUUCAGUGACUUUGAACCAUUUAUAGUUGCCAUUUUUUGUGGUGAACAUAAACCUAACUCUGUUGAUGAUUAUCUUGAAGACUUUUUAGCUGAAUACAAAGAACUACAGAGAAAGCCUAUCACUCUGAAUGGCCAAGAAAUCCAUGUGUGCAUCAAAGCCUUUGUUUGUGAUGCUCCAGCUCGAGCAUUCUUAAAAUGUAUAAAAGGACACACUGGAUAUGAUUGUUGUGAAAGAUACACAAUUAAGGGAGAGUAUAAGAACAAAAGAGUCGUGCUCCUGGAAGACUACCCAUUAAGAACCGAUAGGGAUUUCUCUAAUGGACUUUAUGUUAAUCAUCAUGUUGGAGUAUCCCCUUUACUUAAUGUGGGAAUAAGAUGUGUAACAGGUUUUCCUCUUGAUUAUAUGCAUCUUGUAUGUCUUGGAGUUGUAAAAAGACUGCUGUGCUUUUUAAGAAAAGGACCACCUGAAUGUAGACUGUCACAUAGAAAAGUGGGAGAGAUUUCAAAUCUUCUUGUGUCUUUAUCUGGAAAGCUACCCAGUGAAUUUGCUCGCCAACCAAGACCCUUAACAGAUUUAGAUCGGUGGAAAGCCACAGAGCUGCGGCAAUUCCUUCUAUACACUGGACCUGUAGUUCUGAAAAAAGUGUUACACAAGGAUGUUUAUGAACACUUUCUCUGCCUAACAGUAGCUGUAUCAAUCCUUUUGGACACCUGUGAGACGAAGCGUUCUGCUUACAUGGACUAUGCUAAACAACUUUUAGAUUAUUUUGUUGAAAAAUCGAAGCACAUUUACACACCAAUUUUUUUGGUGCAUAAUGUUCAUAACUUGAAACAUCUGUCAGAUGACUCUAGACAUUUCAUGUGUUCUCUCAAUGACAUAUCUGCAUUUCCUUUUGAAAAUCAUCUGCAAAUUCUGAAGAAACUAGUGAGAAAUGCCAAAAAUCCCAUCAGUCAAGUCGCAAAGAGACUUUGUGAACAAGAGAGGGCAGAAAGCCACAGAAACAAGGUGUCAAACAAAAGUUGGCAUUUUGUUUCGGAAAAGAAGAGAAAUGGAUGCUUCCUCUUGCACAAUGAAGACUUUGCCUUUGUUAAAGAAAAACGUGAUGAUGGCAAUUUGUUAUGUGAUGUCAUUUCCCAAAAAAACAUGGAAAGCUUUUUUACAGUGCCUUGUGACUCCAAGCUUAUUAACGUUGUAUAUAUUAGAAACUUGGAGAGAGUCCAGAAACGUCGCAGGCUUCUUGAUGUUGAUGAAAUUAACCGUAAAGUGGCUUGUCUACCCUUCAAAACAGGAUAUGUACUUAUGCCUUUAUUGCACAGCAUGGAGCGAAAAGACUAAAAAAGGGAUGGCUUGGGUAAGGGCAGUGUGGCAAGAGAAGAAAAGGCAAGAGGAAGGGACGGUGCCGGACAGCUGGGUGGACCCAAAGAACAUGUUAUUGUACUGGCCAAAUGUUGCAAAUGCAACAAGAUAUUUGAAGGAACGACGGCCACCAUCUGAUAGUUGGAGAAAGUUUCCACUUGUGAAAGAGAAGAUGAGAUCUGAUUACUUUGAAGAGUGUGACAACUGUGAACUCACAAGUAGUACAGAAGCUGAAGAAGGUUCACUGGAAGCAAAAAGAAGAAAAAUAUCAAAGAAAUUUGAAGACUGUUUGACAGAUCAUAGUUGUGACACUGAUCCACAAUUCGAAGAAGAAGAUAACCUUGGAAAUCGUCAGCUUCCUAACAGUAAUGAAGCAGAGCUAGAACUUCCUGUUGCUCCAAGGAAGGUGUGCAAGCUCUCCAAUGCAAGCUCUACAUCUUCUGUUUCAUCCAGUGGAUCAAGCUCUGGCUCUCCAUUGCCACUUCAAAAAAAGCAGACUUCAACAGCACAGGCCCCUGUGCAAACUAAGGAGGCCAUAUCAAAAAACCAGACCAGACAACAUUCUGAUGGAGAACCCAGACAAUCUGGGUCACCUGUUGAUCGACAGUCCAGCAGCUCCAAACAAGAUGAAAAACGCUCCCCAUACCCAAUGCAAGAAGCAAAAUUCCAGAGAAAAGUAAUGGAGAUGCUUGUUGAAAUCCGUGAAGACAUCCGCACAUUAAAGAAAAGUGUGGGGGAUGCAGAAAUGCAUACUGUCUCAAAGAUUCCUGCCCAGUCCUCAACUGUUGAGGAACUUAACAUCCUUGAUAAAUCCCUCAACUGCUUGGAUGAGAAGCUGAGACUGAUUGAUAGCUUGUCCAAUGUUGGAGGGAUGCACCUGAAGGACAAUGUCAAGAGGGUCAUGGAGAAGUUGAUGACAAACGAUGGUCAUGGCCCGUUUCAAUAUGAAGGGGGGGAAGGGGAAGCUUGCUUUCACCAAGCUCAAUCUGUACACUGUUGUCACAGAGAGUGUCCAGAAAACAACAAAAGAGACGGAGGCAAAUAUUGCAGCGGCCAUCGCCUUUUGUUUAAAAUAUGCCCCAGACAGGGUGGGUGGAGGUGGCAGAAAAAAAAGCUGUGAAUACUGAUGUUAAUAUGUUUUGAAAAAUAUUCAGGUCCAAUAAGGUUGGUGUUAAAAUAAUGGUGUUAAAUUAUUUUAAAAUGUUCUGUUCCAAUAAUGUUAAUAAUAAAACAUAAAUAAAUCAUAUUUGUU